Messenger RNA from Gopherus flavomarginatus (Mexican gopher tortoise), 4225 nucleotides. RefSeq names its product solute carrier family 38 member 5 (gene SLC38A5). The transcript is spliced from 17 exons. Gene Ontology annotation, molecular function: L-glutamine transmembrane transporter activity; glycine transmembrane transporter activity. The record is from RefSeq and is a predicted model, not a curated record. The coding region runs from base 1776 to 3266 and encodes 496 amino acids. Lineage: Eukaryota; Metazoa; Chordata; Testudines; Testudinidae. Gene Ontology annotation, biological process: L-glutamine transport; glycine transport; serine transport.
CCGGUGUGUUUGUGGGUGUGUCCCCCCUGCUGAAGGGGACAAGCCCAGCUCUGUGUGUGUGUGUGUUGGUCCAUGCAUUCACGUUGUGUUGGGAGGAAGCAGAGGCGUGCGGUGUGGAUUGUGUGUGCCAUGGGACUGGCAGGUGUGUGAUUGCAUUGGGGACAGCUGGCUCUAUGUGUGUGUUGGGGGGUAGUCAGGGGUGAGUUGAUCAAUUUUGGGGUAGGAGGUGCGUGUUGUGUGUUGACAGGUGAACACAGUUGAUUCUGGGUGUUGUGUGUGUGUUGCGGUGGCACAGGAGGUGACUGGUAUGUGUGUUGUGCUGGAGGAGAUGUUGUGUAGACUUGAGGCUGUGUGUUGGGAACACUUUAGAGUGUGUGUGUUGAACUGUAUGUUUGUGUGUUGAUCUGUGUGUGUUGGCAGAAGGAUGGGGUGUCGUGCUGCAAUGGGUGUUGGUGUCCAGGGCCAGCAGGCUGUUUGUGUGUCUUGAUCAGUGUUGUUGUGCAGGGUCAGUGGAGUGUCUGUUGAUCUGUGUGGUGCUGCAGGGGUUGUUGUUGUGCAGGACCAGUAGGUUGUGUGUGUGUGUGUGUGUGUGUGUGUUAAUCUCUGUGUUGUGUUGCAGGAGGGGUUGUGCAGAGCCAGUGGGCUGUUGUGAGUGUGGAUCUGUGUUGUGUUGCAGAGGGUGUCAUUGUGCAGGGCCAGCGGGCUGUGUAUGUGUGUGUGUUGAUCUGUGUUGUGUUGCGAAGGUGUGUGGUUGUGCAGCACCAGAGGGCUGUGUGUUGAUCUGUGUUGUGUUGCAGGGAGUGUCGCUGUGCAGGGCCAGUGGGCUGUGUGUGUGUGUGUUGAUCUGUGUUGUGUUGCGGGGGGUGUAGUUGUUCAGGGCUAGCUGGCUCUGUGUGUGUGUGUGUGUGUGUGUGUGUGUUGAUCUGUGUUGUGUUGCAGGGGGUGUAGUUGUUCAGGGGCAGCGGGCUGCGUGUGUGUGUGUGUCGAUCUGUGUUGUGUUGCAGGGGGUGUUGCUGUGCAGGGCCAGCGGGCUGUGUGUGUGUGUGUGUGUUGAUCUGUGUUGUGUUGCAGGGGAUGUAGUUGUUCAGGAGCAGCGGGCUGUGUGUGUGUGUGUGUGUUGAUCUGUGUUGUGUUGCGGGGGGUGUCGUUGUGCAGGGCCAGCUGGCUCUGUGUGUGUGUGUUGAUCUGUGUUGUGUUGCAGGGGGUGUUGUUGUGCAGGGCCAGCGGGCUGUGUGUGUGUUGAUCUGUGUUGUGUUGCGAGGGGUGUUGUUGUGCAGGGCCAGUGGGCUGUGUGUGUUGUGUUGUGGGGGUGUUGUGCAGGGCCAGCGGGCUGUGUGUGUGUGUGUGUUGAUCUGUGUUGUGUUGCGAGGGGUGUUGUUGUGUAGGGCCAGCGGGCUCUGUGUGUGUGUGUGUGUGUGUUGAUCUGUGUUGUGUUGCGGGGAGUGUCGUUGUGCACUGUGCCCAUCUGCACGUUGUGCGCCUGACUCACACCCCCUCCGGCCCGCCCAGGGCCCCCUCCCGCGCAGGGGUGUGAUUGGCCGUGGCGUGGCCGGUGUGUGCACAUCUCUUGGCGCGGGCGUGUGGUGGGGAGCGUGUGGCUCGGCGUGCGACACCCCCCAACACACACACACCCCCGGCCCGACCCCGGAUCUCCCCGUCUGGCCUGCUCCCCUUUUCCCGCCUCGCACGGUGGGAAGGUGACCCAUGCGCUGUGCCCCAGUUGCGAUCUCUGACACACGCAUCACGUCCGCACCCCGAACCGGCCCGUGUCCACCAUGGAGCUGCAGAAGAUGGAGGAGCAGGAGGGGCUGGAGAUGUUAAACGGGUCUGUCCCGGAGUGUGACAAAGCCAGCGGCCUGGAGGAUGGGGACCCCGCGGCAGAGGUGACGGCGGCCGAGCAGGAGGGUUUCCUGCCCCACGCCACCGGCAAGAAGCUGAACCAGUUCACCGACUUCGAGGGGAAGACGUCGUUUGGGAUGUCGGUCUUUAAUCUCAGCAACGCCAUCAUGGGCAGCGGCAUCCUGGGCCUCGCCUACGCCAUGAGCAACACGGGCAUUGUGCUGUUCAUCGUGCUGCUGAUCUGCAUCGCCGUGCUCUCUGCUUACUCCAUCCACCUGCUGCUGAAAUGUGCUGGCGUUGUAGGGAUCCGCGCCUACGAACAGCUGGGUUACCGGGCAUUUGGCCCGGGCGGCAAGGUGGUGGCGGCGGUGGUCAUCUGUGUGCACAACACGGGAGCCAUGUCCAGUUACCUGUACAUUGUGAAAUAUGAGUUGCCUCUAGUGAUCCAGACGUUCCUGGGCCUGUCCGCGAACACGGAGAACUGGUACAUGAACGGCAACGUGCUAAUUAUCAUCGUCAGCGUCUGCAUCAUCCUGCCCCUGGCACUCAUGAAACAUCUCGGCUAUCUGGGGUACACCAGUGGGCUCUCGCUGACCUGCAUGGUCUUCUUCCUCACCUCGGUGAUCUACAAGAAGUUCCAGAUCUCCUGCCCACUGAACGAGACCGAGCCCGUGACCCCCCUCAUCUACUACAACGGGCAGAACGCCAGCGCCGCUGGCACCACUGGGGAUGAGUGCACGGCCAAGACCUUCACCGUCAACUCCCAGACCGCGUACACCAUCCCCAUCUUGGCUUUCGCAUUCGUCUGUCACCCGGAGGUGCUGCCCAUCUACACAGAGCUGCGCAGGGCCUCGAAGCGGCGCAUGCAGAGUGUGGCAAACGUCUCCAUCCUGGCCAUGUUCUUCAUGUACCUGCUGACAGCCAUCUUCGGCUACCUCACCUUCUUCAGGAACGUCGAACCGGAAAUGCUGCACACUUACAGCAAGGUGGAUCCCCUGGACCGGCUCAUCCUUUGUGUCCGCCUGGCUGUGCUGAUGGCCGUCACGCUGACGGUACCCGUGGUGCUCUUCCCAAUCCGCAGAGCCAUCCAGCAGCUCCUCUUCCACGGGAAGGAUUUUAGCUGGGUUAGGCAUGUGAGCAUCGCUAUCUGCCUUCUGUUCGUGGUCAAUCUCCUGGUCAUCUUUGUCCCUAACAUCCGGGAUAUCUUUGGAGUCAUUGGAGCCACCUCCGCCCCCAGUCUCAUCUUUAUCCUUCCCAGCAUCUUCUACCUCCGCAUCGUUCCCAGAGAAAAAGAACCGCUGAGAUCCAGGCCAAAAAUCCAGGCUGCCUGUUUUGCUGCCCUCGGCUUCAUCUUCAUGGUGAUGAGUCUCGGCUUCAUCGUGGCUGACUGGGUGAUGACUGGACGGAGCAGCGGUGGGGGGCACUGACCCACCCCUCUGCUGACCCCCAGCACAGACCAUGGACCCCACUGGGCCUGCUCAGGGGGCCCAGCCGUCACUGGGGCAAGAGCAGCGCCACCUCCCAUUGGCCCUCGCUCCACUGCAGCCGUGGCAACGCUGAGACCAGCGCUAGGGCCCGCCCAUUGGCCAACUGUUACCACGGCAACGCUACAGACCCUGGCACCAACUGGUGUCCAUGGGAAUGGUGCCAAGGCCCUUCCAUCAACUGUUACCGUGGCAAUGUUACAGCUCCUAGUUUCCAUGGAAAUGGUGCAAAGGCCCUUCCAUCGGCCACCUGUUAGUGCGGCAACGCUACAGCUCCUGGCAGCAACCGGUGUCCAUGGGAACGGUGCCAAGGUCCUUCCAUCCAUCGACUGUUACCAUGGCAAUGCUACAGCUCCUGGCAGUGACUGGUUUACAUGGGAAUGGCACUAAGGCCCUCCUAUUUGUGCCAUGUAGUCAUGGUAGCCUCCCAUUUCCAUGGGACAAAGGUCCUGAUUGGGCCAUCAGUGCCAUGGCAACGGCAGGUUCCCCACGUCUACUGAGUCCCCUGACUACAGCGCAACUGGGUUCUCCUUAGCUCCCUGUUGCCGUGGCAACAUGGCAGGUUCCCGGUUGAACACCAGGCCUUUGUUGCUGUGACAACGUUUUGGCCACUGCUGGAGUGGGUGGGUGGGGGGUCCCUAGCAACAGUUCCCUUCAGACAAUGCCUCCCACCUCUUUGGUUCCCAUGGCGACAGGAACACCCCCUUCUCACCCGCUUGUACUCAUCCCUGGCGCCAGUCAAAGAGGGACUGUGAAUCCGACUGUGCCAGGGCGGGGGCCAGGUGGAUCCAUGACACUCUUAUUUAUUGCUCUUAUUUAAUUCGGAGCCAGCAGCCAGACCAAAGAGCGAUGCCGGGCUCACUGCUGGGGCCAGGAUUGUGACCCCCCCCCCAGGAUUUCUG